AUGUUUCCUCCAAUUGCAGCAGCUGAUGCGUCCUCAUCAAAAUUAAGAUGGCAGAAGUCGACAAGAAGGAUCUCAUAUGUGAAACUUCCAUCGAUUCAAGCAAAAGAAAAGAAACGUCAAGUUCCAUCUGUGCCAUCAGAAGAAGAACCCAUCCCCUCUGAUCCUGCUCCUUCUCUUCCUCCAAUUCCAACUAUCACUCCAUCAUUAUGCAUUGACAAUCAGUAUUUCGCCAAUUACAUCAGUGAGAAGCCGAAAAUAGAUGAUGUCGAUUAUCUGAGUAGAGCUUUCAGUUCGUGCGUUUUUUUUUCCGAAAUGUCCAGAUUCGCCAAAAUACAAGGCUCUUUGCACGCUCAGAGAACCAACUAUUUCGAGAAACGAGGUCUGUUGGAGGCGAUUGAGCUAAACAUCGAACAACAAAACAGCAAGAUUAGUGAAGCACUGGGAUGUCUUGCUGUUUGCAAUCAGAUCACUGAGAAGUACCAAUGCAAUCUGGAUACUUCUUUUCAAGUUUUAGUCGACGAUUUUUCGGAGAAAGCUUUCCGUUUGAGCAGUUUGACAAGCCAACUUCAUGCUCUUCGACAGACUCAUCAGGCGAAUCUGCAAGUGAGAAAAAACGAAGCGAGUCAGUUGGAAGACAUUGGUGGCGAAUCGAAAGAGAGGAGAAGAGAAUCAAGAAACUCGACGGGAAAUUGUGGAAAUUUUAUGAGAAUCGAGAUGAAAACAGGAAAAGAGCAGCAACGGAAAUUAAAAAUGUGGAAGAAACAGAAAACGAAGAAGGUCAUAUAA
Caenorhabditis briggsae is the source of this 786-nucleotide messenger RNA. NCBI's taxonomy places the organism in Eukaryota, Metazoa, Nematoda, Chromadorea, Rhabditida, Rhabditidae. The coding region runs from base 1 to 786 and encodes 261 amino acids. The record is from RefSeq and is a predicted model, not a curated record. The transcript is spliced from 6 exons.